Messenger RNA from Camelina sativa (false flax), 5113 nucleotides. The record is from RefSeq and is a predicted model, not a curated record. Lineage: Eukaryota; Viridiplantae; Streptophyta; Magnoliopsida; Brassicales; Brassicaceae.
AUGUCGUCGAUACCGAAGGAGCCAGAGCAGGUGAUGAAGCUGAGAGAUGGAUCGGUACUUGGGAAGAAGACGAUUCUUAAGAGUGACCAUUUCCCUGGUUGCCAGAACAAGCGUAUGACUCCUCAGAUCGAAGGCGCUCCCAAUUACCGUCAGGCUGAUUCACUACGUGUACAUGGGGUUGCAAUCCCUACCGCUGUUGGUAUACGAAAUGUUCUUAGGCACAUUGGAGCUCACAAGGACGGGAAACAAGUUAAAGUUCUUUGGAUUAGUCUUAGGGAGGAACCGGUAGUUUACAUAAAUGGGCGACCGUUUGUUCUACGUGAUGUGGAGAAACCGUUCACCAAUCUUGAAUACACGGGAAUCAACAGGGUUAGGGUAGAGCAAAUGGAAGCACGGUUAAAAGAAGAUAUUCUCAUGGAGGCAUCGAGAUAUGGGAAUAAGAUACUUGUCACCGAUGAACUGCCAGAUGGUCAGAUGGUUGACCAGUGGGAGCCAGUCUCUACUGAUUCUUUAAAGACACUGCUUGAGGUGUACGAGGAACUGCAGGCUGAAGGAUACCUUGUCGACUAUGAACGUGUUCCUAUAACAGAUGAAAAGUCACCAAAAGAAACAGAUUUUGAUCUGUUGAUUAGGAAGAUAUCUCAGGCUGACAUUAAUACGGAGAUCAUUUUCAAUUGUCAAAUGGGACGUGGACGUACUACGACUGGAAUGGUGAUUGCAACCCUGGUCUAUUUCAAACGUACUGGAGCAUCAGAUCAAGGAUUCCCAAGAAACAACUCUUUUGGGAGAAUCUUUAAAGCUGGCGAAAAUAUUACUGUUAACCUGCCGAAUUCGGAGGAGGCAAUUCGUAGAGGGGAAUAUGCGGUCGUUAGAAGUUUAAUUAGAGUCUUAGAGGGUGGUGUAGAAGGUAAAAGGCAAGUUGAUAAAGUCAUCGACAAAUGUGCAUCCAUGCAGAAUUUACGAGAGGCAAUUGCAACCUAUCGCAGUAGUAUUUUGCGUCAACCCGAUGAAAAGAAGAGAGAGGCAGCACUCUCAUUUUUUGUUGAGUACUUGGAGAGAUAUUACUUCCUUAUAUGCUUUGCUGUAUAUAUUCAUUCAGAGGGUGCUUUCCUCCAAUCUGGUUCGUUUGGCCACGUCAGUUUUGCUGAUUGGAUGCGAGCUAGGCCAGAGCUCUAUAGCAUUCUUCGCAGGUUGCUCAGAAGAGAUCCGAUGGGUGCCCUUGGAUAUGCAGCUAUGAAGCCUUCUUUGACAAAGAUUGCAGAAUCUACUGAUGGGCGCCCUCACGAGAUGAGCGUCGUUGCUGCGCUUAGAAGUGGGGCAGUUCUGGGAAGUCAAACUGUUCUAAAGAGCGAUCAUAGUCCUGGCUGUCAAAUUUUAAAUCUACCAGAGAGGGUGGAAGGAGCUCCGAAUUUCAGGGAGGUUCCAGGAUUUCCAGUAUAUGGUGUUGCUAAUCCAACUAUAGAUGGUAUUCGAUCUGUCAUUGANUGUGUAUCUGAUCAUUUGCCUUACAGAUAUGGGAAUAAGAUACUUGUCACCGAUGAACUGCCAGAUGGUCAGAUGGUUGACCAGUGGGAGCCAGUCUCUACUGAUUCUUUAAAGACACUGCUUGAGGUGUACGAGGAACUGCAGGCUGAAGGAUACCUUGUCGACUAUGAACGUGUUCCUAUAACAGAUGAAAAGUCACCAAAAGAAACAGAUUUUGAUCUGUUGAUUAGGAAGAUAUCUCAGGCUGACAUUAAUACGGAGAUCAUUUUCAAUUGUCAAAUGGGACGUGGACGUACUACGACUGGAAUGGUGAUUGCAACCCUGGUCUAUUUCAAACGUACUGGAGCAUCAGAUCAAGGAUUCCCAAGAAACAACUCUUUUGGGAGAAUCUUUAAAGCUGGCGAAAAUAUUACUGUUAACCUGCCGAAUUCGGAGGAGGCAAUUCGUAGAGGGGAAUAUGCGGUCGUUAGAAGUUUAAUUAGAGUCUUAGAGGGUGGUGUAGAAGGUAAAAGGCAAGUUGAUAAAGUCAUCGACAAAUGUGCAUCCAUGCAGAAUUUACGAGAGGCAAUUGCAACCUAUCGCAGUAGUAUUUUGCGUCAACCCGAUGAAAAGAAGAGAGAGGCAGCACUCUCAUUUUUUGUUGAGUACUUGGAGAGAUAUUACUUCCUUAUAUGCUUUGCUGUAUAUAUUCAUUCAGAGGGUGCUUUCCUCCAAUCUGGUUCGUUUGGCCACGUCAGUUUUGCUGAUUGGAUGCGAGCUAGGCCAGAGCUCUAUAGCAUUCUUCGCAGGUUGCUCAGAAGAGAUCCGAUGGGUGCCCUUGGAUAUGCAGCUAUGAAGCCUUCUUUGACAAAGAUUGCAGAAUCUACUGAUGGGCGCCCUCACGAGAUGAGCGUCGUUGCUGCGCUUAGAAGUGGGGCAGUUCUGGGAAGUCAAACUGUUCUAAAGAGCGAUCAUAGUCCUGGCUGUCAAAUUUUAAAUCUACCAGAGAGGGUGGAAGGAGCUCCGAAUUUCAGGGAGGUUCCAGGAUUUCCAGUAUAUGGUGUUGCUAAUCCAACUAUAGAUGGUAUUCGAUCUGUCAUUGAUAGGGUUGGGAGUUCUAGAGGUGGUCGGCCAGUUUUCUGGCACAAUAUGAGAGAAGAACCUGUUAUCUAUAUCAACGGGAAACCAUUCGUUCUACGUGAAGUUGAAAGACCGUAUAAGAACAUGCUAGAAUAUACGGGAAUUGAUCGAGAUAGAGUUGAAGGAAUGGAGGCUCGUCUAAAAGAGGAUAUUCUAAGAGAAGCUAAGCGAUACGACGGUGCAAUAAUGGUCAUUCAUGAAACUAAAGAUGGACAGAUUUUUGACUUAUGGGAAAAUGUGGAUACUGAUUCUGUUCAAACACCCCUCGAGGUCUACAAAUGUUUAGAGGCUGAUGGUUUUCCUAUUAAGUAUGCACGCGUACCUAUAACUGAUGGUAAAGCGCCCAAAAGCUCAGACUUUGACACGUUGACAUCUAAUAUUGCUUCUGCUUCCAAAGACACUGCCUUUGUCUUCAAUUGCCAGAUGGGGAGAGGUAGAACAACAACUGGAACUGUCAUUGCAUGUCUAGUGAAGCUCCGCAUCAAUUAUGGGAGACCUAUCAAGGUACUUUAUGAUGUUCUGACCCAUGAAAUUGUGGAUGAAGAUUCCUCAAGUGGUGGUGAAGAAAGUGGAAGUAAUAACGCUGAAGAAAGACCUCGUAAUUCAGGACGAAGAAGUGAGGAGGAACAAGGUCGUGCAUUUGGAAUGGAUGACAUCCUUUUGCUGUGGAAAAUUACUAGGUUAUUCGAUAAUGGAGUUGAAUCCCGUGAGGCGUUAGAUGCUGUGAUUGAUAGAUGUUCUGCAUUGCAAAAUAUUCGUGAAGCUGUUCUGCAGUACAGGAAGGUUUUCAACCAACAACAUGUUGAGCCACGAGUAAGGAGUGCUGCCUUGAAACGUGGCGCUGAAUACUUGGAGAGAUACUUCCGUUUGAUUGCCUUUGCAGCCUACUUAGGAAGCAAAGCUUUUGAUGGAUUCUUUGUGGAAGGAGAAUCUAAGGUGACGUUCAAGAAUUGGUUGCAUCAGAGGCCCGAGGUGCAAGCAAUGAAGUGGAGCAUAAGGCUAAGACCUGGACGAUUUUUUACCAUUCCUGAGGAACUGCGGGCACAACAUGAAUCGCAACAUGGAGAUGCAGUCAUGGAGUCAAUUGUCAACGAACGGAGUGGUUCUGUCUUGGGAAAAGGUUCUAUUCUUAAAAUGUACUUUUUUCCUGGCCAAAGAACUUCAAGUCGCUUGCAAAUCAACGGUGCACCUCAUGUAUACAAGGUCGAUAGAUACCCUGUUUAUAGCAUGGCAACUCCCACAAUUUCAGGCGCUAAAAAGAUGCUCGCCUAUUUAGGCACCAAACUAAAGGAAGAAGGUGGGGUUUCAACAGAGAGGAUAGUAAUAACAGACUUGAGAGAAGAAGCAGUAGUUUACAUCAAUGGAACUCCUUUUGUCUUGAGAGAAUUGAGUAAACCUGUUGAUACCCUUAAGCAUGUUGGAAUAACGGGUGCAGUGGUAGAAAGCAUAGAAAUACGGUUAAAAGAAGAUAUAUUGUCUGAAGUUCGAGAGACUGGAGGUCGAAUGCUAUUGCAUCGAGAAGAAUACAGCCCAGCAUCAAAUGAAUCUCGGGUUAUUGGAUACUGGGAGAAUAUUCAACCAGAUAAUGUGAAGACACCUGCAGAAGUAUAUGCUGCUCUGAAAGAUGAAAAUUUCAACAUAACGUACCAAAGAAUACCUUUAACCAGAGAAAAAGACGCAUUAGCUUCUGAUGUAGACGCAAUCCAGUACUGUAAAGACGAUUCUGCUGGGAGUUACUUGUUUGUAUCGCACACCGGUUUUGGAGGUGUUUCGUAUGCAAUGGCCAUUACUUGUCUCCUACUUCAACCUGGUCAGAACUUCAUAUCAACACCAACACUAACCACAAAUUCUGCUACCUUAGAAGAAGAUAAUUCGACUUCAUGGGCUUGUGAUGAAGAAGCAUUGAGUAUGGGAGAUUACCGUGACAUACUGAGUCUCAUAAGAGUGCUAUCUCAUGGUCCGCAAAGCAAAUCAGACGUAGAUGGAAUAGUCGAAUUGUGUGCUGGUGCAGGACAUUUGAGAGAAGACAUCGUUUACUACAGUAAAGAACUGAACAAGCUUCCAAUUACAAAAGAUGAAAACCGUUCGUACAUCAUGGACAUGGGUGUUAAAGCCUUAAGGCGUUACUUUUACCUGAUAACAUUCAGAUCAUACCUCUACUGCACGUCGCCUGAAGAAAUGAAAUUCUUGGAUUGGAUGAAGUCACGGCCGGAACUUGGACAUCUCUGUCAUAACCUCAGGAUAGAUAAAUAAAAGGUGUUUUUUGGGGUUUCAGUGUCCAUACAUACAUAUAUAAAAUAUAUAUAACCUAGGCAAAGUUAUGUUGUUUGGUUUUUAUACAGAGCUUUUAGUGUAUAAAAAAAUUGUAAAGCUUUCUCUCCAUGUCCCCGUGUUUGCUUUGUAGAGAGAUCUCUGUUUAUAGGUUUGCUCCUUUCGUAUGGAUUGCUUUUAAAACCCUCCAGCUGAUUCAGCUAGGUUUACUCUAAUGAAAAAGCUUCUUAUUUUUUUC